GCGGGUGGGCGAACGGGGCGGCCCAGUGUAUAUGGCUUCCAGCUGCCUCCGUCGCUGCCUCCGCCUCCAUGUACUCCACGGGGCACCCGGGCCCGGCCCCGCACCCUCGCCGCCGGCGGCCCCCGGCACCUGCCCAGCCGGGACCUCCGCUCCUGCCCCAGGAGGUGGGGGAAGAAGAGCAGCCGCCUCCAGGCCCGGGCCGGGGCCCCUUGCCUGCCGUGUCCGCAGCCCCUCCGGGGGCAGGGGUCAGCCCUGGGGCGUCGGGCCUGGCCGUGAAGAUGGCCUUCCGAAAGGCCUACUCCAUCAAGGACAAGCUCCAGGCCAUCGAACGUGUGAAGGGCGGGGAGCGGCAGGCCAGCGUGUGCAGGGACUUCGGGGUCCCUGGGGGCACCCUGCGCGGCUGGCUCAAGGAUGAGCCCAAGCUUCGUUGGUUCCUGGACCAGCUGGGCGGAGAGGUGGGCACCCAACGGAAGAAGAUGCGACUGGCCAACGAGGAGGAGAUCGAUCGCGCUGUCUAUACCUGGUUCCUCACCCUGCGCCAGCAUGGCAUCCCUCUCUCUGGUCCUAUCAUCCAGGCCCAGGCAGAGGCCUUUGCCCGCCAGAUCUAUGGGCCUGAGUGCACUUUUAAGGCCAGCCAUGGCUGGUUCUGGAGGUGGCAGAAGCGCCAUGGCAUCUCCAGUCAACGAAUCUAUGGUGAAGCAGAGCCACCUCCCCCCACCCCUGCUUCAGCUCCAUCACUGCCCACCGUUAAGGCUGAACCAGACCUUGUAGGCAUUGGGGACCAUCCCUCACCUAUGCCACCCCCGACCCCCACAGAUGGAGGCUAUGGGGAUGAACAGAUCUACAAUGCCAAUGUCACUGGACUCUACUGGAAGUUGUUGCCUGAGCAGGCAGCCCCUCCUGGGGAAGGGGACCCUGGAAGUGGAGGACAGAGGUGUCGAGGUGACAGGGUUACGGUGCUGCUAGCAGCCAACUUGACUGGCAGCCACAAGCUGAAGCCCCUGGUGAUUGGGCAGCUUCCUGACCCACCUAGCUUGCGACACCACAAUCAAGACAAGUUUCCUGCCUCCUACCGAUAUAGCCCUGAUGCUUGGCUCAGUGCCACACUGCUCCGUGGCUGGUUCUUUGAGGAGUUUGUGCCAGGUGUCAGGCGCUACCUGCGGCGCAGCUGCCUGCAGCAGAAAGCUGUCUUGUUAGUGAAUCAUCACCCUGGGUCCAGGCCACCCGGCCCUCUGCCACCCUCCCCAGAGGAGGGUGAGGAGGCUGGCAAACGGCAAAGGGCAGCUGGUGGCCUGGGCCUAGGGCCAGCCUUGUGCCACCCUGAGGAGCUUCAGACCCCUGAUGGUGCAGUGCGGGUGCUUUUCCUGUCCAAGAGCAGUGCCCGGGGUAAGAUUCCAGCACCCCUGGAGCAAGGGGUGGUAUCUGCUUUCAAACAGCUAUACAAACGGGAACUUCUGCGACUGGCUGUGUCAUGUGCAGGUGGCUCCCCUCUGGACUUUGUUCGUAGCUUCAUGCUGAAGGACAUGCUCUACCUGGCUGGCCUGUCUUGGGACCUGGUCCAGGCAGGCAGCAUUGAGCGAUGCUGGCUGCUGGGUCUUAGAGCCGCCUUUGAGCCCCGUCCGGAGGAUGAGGAACAACUGGUCCAGCCCCACCCAGGGGCCUCUGGGGAGGAUGAGGAGGCAGAGGAACACAGCAAAGUCCUCAGUGACCUAACACACUUGGCUGCCCUCACUUACAAGCGCCUAGCACCUGAGGAUGUGGCAGAAUGGCUGCAUCUGGACGAUGGGGCCCCAGGCUUGGGGGAGCCCCCAGAGGGUGGGGGAGAGGAGGAGGAGGAGGAUGGGGGAGGUCGGGAGCAGCCCUCCUGUGGGGCCUUCCCACCACUGGCUGGUCCACCCCAUGGAGAGGAAGAAGCUGGAACAGGAGGGCCAUCACCAGUGCCUACAGCUGGGGAGGCCAUUAGGGGUCUUGAGACAGCUCUACGGUGGCUGGAGAGCCGUGAUCCCAGGGAGGUGGGACCCUUAAAGCUGGUGCAGCUUCGAUCCUUAAUCAGCAUGGCUCAGCGGCUCGGGGAGACAGGGCCCUGAUUGUGUAUCUUCUGAUGGCUGUUGGAGGGGCAAGACUUAGAGAGUUAGGGGCCUAGGACUCAACUGACCCCUUUUUACUUCUGCACCUUUAUAGAGGAAAGUUAAUUGGCUCCUAUCCCUUUCCCCCUCCAGUAUCGUGGGCUAACCCCUGCAACAACCAGGAGGGGACCAAGAGCCUCAGAGAUAGCAAUGGGGGAAUGAUGCCCUACUCCUAAAGUCACCAAAGGGAACUGGACUGGUGACACUGGGGUCACUACCAGUAAUGGGCCGAGAUGCAACUCUUAGUCAUCAGCAAAGAAGCACAUGGUUAGGAAUGUCAUGGGGAGGCAACCUGAGAGGACAGUUGCUUAGCAUGGGGCAGCAAAGAGCCAUCUUAGCCAGUACCUUCCACACUCACAUGUGUCUAUAUACACAGGAGCCCUGGAGGCUCUAUCAGGGAGCAGCUUUCACUGUGUUCAAAACCUUAACCCUUCUGAGGUUCCCCAAGCCUAGAGCUGUGGUGGUCCUCUUUGAGAGUAUGUCCUUUUUAAUGCCAGGUGUGAUAUAUCCACCCCCUCACACAGAAGGCCUUUCACCCAUGUCUCCUCUUUACCUCUUUCCUGUCCUCUUCUGAUAUGGUUCCCACUAUAUCCUUACCCUCCUCUCCUUUUCUCCUCCUUCUUCCCAGUCACAUGCACUGGAUAGGGGCCUGCUUGUUUCUCCUCUUGCUGGGAGGAGCCUGUGAGCCCUGGUGCUGGAGUUAGCUAGGGCUUGCCGUAGCUUUUUAAUCUUCAAAAUGGGGGAAAAAAACUGACCACUUCUUAUAUAUAUUAAAACCCCCCCCAACAACCUAGAGCCAGUUUUAUAACCCAGACCGUAAGGGGGCACCAUGGCCAGAAGCUGGUGAGGGGCUGGCUCUAGACUGAUCUGGGGAAUGGGAAGGAUGCUCCUUAAGGGAGGGAUUAUGACUGCCAUCCUGGGACUGGGUUGGAAGGUAUCAGCCCUGAGGUAUUAGCUAAGUUGCCCUUGGGAGUUGAGCCAAGAAAGAUCAUUCAUAUGAAAAAGUCAAUUUAGAAUGUCUGAGAUCAUUCAUGGGUUUGAAGAAGGGUUUUCGGUCUGGCUCUGAAUGGGGAGAAUUCUGUAGCAUUUGGGCUAUCCUAGGGGAUAAGCAUAGACCCCAGGAUACAUCCCUAGUUUCUGUAACCAACUUGGGUUGUAGAUUUGUUCAACUUUUCUUGGUCUCUGGUUUUUGUGAAAGGGGUUUUGUGUGUGGUUUGGGAUUUUGUUUUUGUUUUUAAAGAAAAAUAACAUUUUCAACAGUUUUACUAUAGAUUAUUGGAGUGUCUGAAUAUGGGGCCUCUGUGGGUCUCCCUCCAGAUAACUUGAAAAUAACCUAUUUUUAGUCCAGUAUGUUUGUGGUUGUCAACAAUGGCACACUGAGUGUGUGCACACACUUUGUGCCCACUAUGGAUUUUGGGAAAUUACUCAGUUUCUCUGUGAUCAAAGCUAGGGCAUCCUUCUAGGAAUCAAUCCCCCAGUUUUUAUAGUGUCAGUAUCUGGAGGUGAGGAGAGUGGGUCCAAUGGAAAAAUCACUAUUGCCUUAUUAACCUUGCCCUUCCUGACACCAAAUUGGUCUUCUUCACUUGGAUUCCUGGUGGGGAAAGAUCCUUUGGUAAGAAUCAUUCUUUGUGGGUGGACUUUCUUGUAGGUAGUAAGUCUGUUUGCUAAUUUGGGACAUGACCAGAUCAAAAAGGACACAAAAUUCACAAAGGACUGGUGUUCAGAUAGGACUUGGUGUGAGUUUGGGGAAAUCUUGGCAACUUUUGUUCAUCUUCUGAGCAAAAUAGACUGGAUAGAACAAUCUGGAAGAGGGGAAAAAUAGCCCUGGUGCCUCUUGUGUCUGUGACAUUGGCACUGUCUGGUCCUGAGGCCUAACCUAGUAGUUCAGAGUUCAUUGUUACUUUAUUGGGAUUGGGGGUAGGAUUUAAAGAGGAAUUGAAAGAAAUCUGUCUGCUACUCACAACUACUUGGUGAAUGACUGUGAAUCCUUUCAGGCAGUAGACAGCAACUGUAAUCAAUUAAUUGGCAGCUAAUUUUCUGACUCUAGUCCUCCUCUCUCCCCAAUUCCUAAUUUCCCCUCACCCCCCCCCCCCCCAGCCUUAUUUGACUACAAAUGAGAACUCUGAAAACAAGGAGUCCAUAUGGAGAAGGAUCUGUUAGAAACAGAUGGGAAUUUGGAGGGAAAUAAAAAAAAAAUUAUGCCUCACAGAUUCUCUUAAAUUAGUUACAAGUCAGUUUUCAUGUGAUUCUUGAAAAGCUAUUUUCCUUUAAGACUAAGAGUCUGAAUCCUCCCUCUUAACUGUUUAAGAAAUCAGCAGGCUAGCAUAAAACACAUGGAAAUCGGUUUGCAGGAAAAAUUGUAUUUUGAAUGAAGGUGUCAUCAGGUUGGGGGUCAAUAUAUCUGGUCUUCAUUCAACAAAAAUGUAUUAAACACUUACUGGGUGAAGAAUCUUUUUGGGUGCUAGAGAAAAUGCAGAGACCUUGCCCUCUUUGAGUUUACAGGCUGCUAGGGAGAUCAGACACAAGCAUAAUUACCUCUAAUGAAAAGUUAUAAUAAUUUGAAAGGUACAAAGUGUAUUUUGAGGUCCAGGUAAGAAAAGAGCCUUACAAGCUAGGUGGAUCAUGAGAGUUUUCCUGAAAAAAAAAAUGACAUUUGGAUGUUCUUUAGCUAUAACUAACAUUCAGGUAGUACUAAGCAGGAUUUGUAAAGUAGAGAUCUCAUUUGGUCUUCACAACAAUCCUGAGAGAUUGGUGCUAUUAUUAUCCCCAUUUUACAGAUGAGGAAAUUGAAGGUAAGUGAUUUGUGAGGGAUCACACAGUAAUUGUCUAAAUCAGGAUUUGAUCUUAGGCCUGCUGACUCUGGGUCUUUAAAGAAUGGAUAGCAAUGUAAACAGACAAAGGGGGAAGAGGGAAGAUGUUCCAGGCACAAGGGUGCAUGAGCAUAGAGGCGGGAAAAUUGUUCAGGUGAUAGAGUUGUGUACUUGGGAUGAAAUAUAGAGUGGAGUAAUAGGGGAGUCUGGAAACGUAAACUGGUGCCCAAUUGUUUGGCCUUGAAUGCCAGAGAAAGGAAUUUGAACUUUGGUGUACAGUUGGAAACCACCAGAAAAUGUUUGGACAGAGGAAUGAUGGGACCUGGUCUGUGCAAAGGAGAGAUUAUUCUAGCAAUAGGAUGAGGAAUGGAUUGGAAGAGAAAGAGAAGGUGGAAAUACGUGUUAGGUUAUCUUAAUAAUCCAUGAGUAGCUUGGAAUGGCAGUGGGGGGAGUGGCAGUGGGGACAGAAGAGGAGCCAAGAUGUGAGAGGCCUUGAAGAGGCACCAUGGAGCUAAGCACUAAGGUUUCAAACAUGACAGACUAUUUUGUUUUUUCUAUUUCGGGGAGCUGAUUAAGAAACUGGUCAGUGUUGCAGGCCUGCUACAGAAGUACUCCCAGCACUCUGAGCAGCCACAGGAUAUGAUUUUAAGUUUGGAACUGGAAGAAACAAUCUCCUCACAGAUGAGACUAAAUCCCACAGAAGGGGCCUAAAGUCACCCAGGUAAUAAAUAGAAGAGCUAGAAAUGGAACCCAAAGUGUUCUGAUCCAAAUCCAGCCCUCCUUCCACUCAAUUCAGAAACUCAGAAUCUGACUAGGCAGAGAAGCAUUGGCUAUCUGUAAGAGAUUAGGACUUGCUAUGAAGAGGUUCUGGGACGUGAUGGGACAUGACUUUGUGAUGUAGCUACAAAACCUGACCUGAGGCUUAAAUUAAAUGGGACUUGGCAGGAGCUUACUCUGUGCUAGGACUUCUGGGUCAGACAACUUUGAUUGAUUUGUCUGUAGUGCCCUUUUGCUCUAUGAAGUGCAAAGACCCUUUUUCAUUAUAGAUUUUCACUAUAGUGAAAUCUAUUUGCACAUUCAAAUCCCCCACCCAGUGGGUGGAAGAGGUUGUUAGCACUUUAAUCAACGUGUGUGCCAGGCCUCAGGUUAAUAGCCUGUCACCUGAGGUAGGUUAUACAGUUCUUUGCCAUUCACUGGGCCCUUCUGGUAUCCUCAAUCUUGUACCUAAGCAGGCAUAGACUGUGGGUAGCAUUCACUGAUUAAACAAACUUUUACCCAAUAUAAGCAGGGGUAGCAUAGGCUAAUGGAAAGUAUUUUGGGUUUGGAGUCAGGAUACCAGAGUUCUGAAUCCUAGUUCGGCUAUUUCUGUGACUUCUGGGGAGCUGUGCAAAGAAGGGUUGAGAUGGGAUAAGCUUUAAGGUUCCUCCUAAUGAUAAAUCAAGACCUGGAGUCAGGAAGACCUGAGUUCAAAUCCAGCCACAG
Molecule: messenger RNA, 6418 nt
Organism: Dromiciops gliroides (monito del monte)
Lineage: Eukaryota; Metazoa; Chordata; Mammalia; Microbiotheria; Microbiotheriidae
Gene: TIGD5
Product: tigger transposable element derived 5
Exons: 1
Coding region: 69-2087 (672 amino acids)
Cellular component (GO): nucleus
Molecular function (GO): DNA binding
Source: RefSeq, a predicted model, not a curated record